This is a messenger RNA of Sorghum bicolor (sorghum), 1079 nucleotides long. RefSeq names its product early nodulin-55-2. Bases 209 to 832 code for a protein of 207 amino acids. The transcript has 2 exons. NCBI's taxonomy places the organism in Eukaryota, Viridiplantae, Streptophyta, Magnoliopsida, Poales, Poaceae. Gene Ontology annotation, cellular component: plasma membrane. The record is from RefSeq and is a predicted model, not a curated record. Gene Ontology annotation, molecular function: electron transfer activity.
GCGCACUGGGAAGGAUGCUUCCUGCAGGUCUCCUCUCCUGGACUGGACGUACCACCCUAGUACCAACGCGUGCAGUGCAGUACCCGUCACCUCACCUGCAGGCUGCAGAAGCGGGAAGGGAAGGGACACCUGCAGCAAAACCCCACACUGCUAGCUGUCUGCCGCGGCGAGCUGACAUCGUGCGGGCUCGAUCUGCGCACGCGUCAACAUGAGCCGCCUCCGCUUCGCCAUCCUCCUCGCAGUCGCAGCCGGCGUCCUCCUCCUCCCCGCCUCCGCGUCGUCGUCGUCGUCGUCGUCACGGCCACCGGAGGUGUACAGCGUCGGCGACGAGACGGGGCUGGCGGCGCCGCCGGGCAACGACGACGACGGCACCCAGCAGACGCUCAGCAAGUGGGCCAUGACGCAGAGCUUCUACGUCGGCGACGUCCUGGAUUUCAAGCGCUGGAGCGAUUCGGUCCUCCUGGUGCGGCAGGGCGACUACGACCGGUGCAGCGCGGCGAGCCCGGUGCGCCGGUUCUUCGCGGACGGCGGCGACACCCAGUUCACGCUCGCCCGCCCCGGCCUCUUCUACUUCAUCAGCGGCGCGCCGGCGCGCUGCGAGGCGGGCCAGCGGAUGGUCGUGCUCGUGCGCGUCGCAGAUCCCCUCAACAAAAUCAUCAGCGCCGCUCCGACGCCGGCGCCGGCGCCGGCGCCCGCCGCCACCCUGUCCAAGCGCAGCCGCCGUCCGCUGACUAUUGCGCAGAUGCAGAUGGUGGCGGGGGCACUAGGGUUCGCGACGGGAUUUAUUGCCAUGUUCUUGAUCGUUGGGCUCUUUAUAUGCUACGGGCCCUAGUUACUACAACUGUAGAACUAGAAUAACAGUGCUAGCAUGAUGAUUAUUGGAACCAGUGUUUCUGUCUUCGCCUGUUGUGCUUUGUUUUAGUAGCUGAUGAUAUGUAUAUUGUUCAUGAGACCUUUCGCCGAAUUAUCGUCACAAAUUCGGCUGAUAAUGUAACUGUGUUUCCUCCCUCGAAAUGAGUAUGAACGAGAUCUACUACCUUUGCCAUUUUGCAUAACAAAGCUAUACUGUAUUUGUAUGA